GUUCGAACGUUGCGUGUCCCUUGUUCCAACUUUUUGCAAUUGUUAAUAGCACCAUGUCAUAUUACGGAGGCGGCAGCGGCGGAGGCGGAUAUCGCGAUUCGGGUGGAUACGGUGGAGGUCCCGGAGCAGGAGGCGGUGGCUACGGAGGAGGAGGAGCGUACGGAGGUGGGGGAGGAGCGUACGGCGCCGGAGGCGGCUACGGCGGUGGAGGAGGAGGUGGCUACGGCGGUCCGCCCAUGGGAGGUGGCGGUGCCUACGGCAGCUCCAACCUCGGUGCUACGCUUGGAUCCAUUGACUUUAGCAAGACGGAGCUCGUACAGUUCGAAAAAGACUUUUAUAUUGAACAUCCCGACGUGCGUGCCCGGAGCGAUCAGGAAGCCGACGCCUGGCGGGCUUCGAAACAAAUCGUGGUGCGCGGACACGAUGUGCCCAAACCCGUCAUGACUUUCGACGAAGCUUCCAUGCCGGAAUACGUGCUGAACGAAGUGCUCAAGUGUGGAUUCGACAAGCCCACGCCGAUUCAAAGCCAGGGUUGGCCCAUGGCCUUAAAGGGACGCAACAUGGUGGGCGUGUCCGCCACCGGAUCCGGUAAAACGUUGGCGUUCCUCUUGCCCGCCAUGAUUCACAUCAAUGCCCAGCCGUAUUUGAAACCAGGUGAUGGUCCCAUUGUUCUCGUGUUGGCCCCCACCCGUGAAUUAGCCGUGCAAAUCAAAGAAGAAUGUGACAAGUUUGGUAGUUCGUCCGAAAUCAAAAAUACCGUUGUUUACGGUGGAGUCAAAAAGCACACGCAGCUUCGCGAGUUGCGUGCGGGAGCCGAAAUUUGCAUCGCCACGCCCGGACGUUUGAUUGAUCACUUGGAGCAGGGCAACACUAAUCUCAAACGCGUCACGUACCUGGUCUUGGACGAAGCUGAUCGCAUGUUGGAUAUGGGGUUCGAGCCUCAAUUGCGCAAGAUCGUCUCACAGAUUCGUCCCGAUCGUCAGGUGCUCAUGUGGAGCGCGACCUGGCCAAAGGAAGUCCAGGCCUUGGCGAACGACUACCUUCAAGACUUUUACCAAGUCACAGUCGGUUCUCUGGAUCUAUCAGCCAACAAGGAUGUGACGCAAAUUAUUGAAGUGUGCACGGACAUGGACAAGUAUCGUAACCUACAGCGUUAUUUGCGCGAGAACCUUAGUCCCAAAGAUCGUGUCCUGGUUUUUGUGGAAACGAAGAAGGGAUGCGACAUGCUCACACGUUCCUUGCGCUCUGACGGUUUUCAAGCUCGUGCCAUGCACGGAGACAAAUCUCAGGAAGAGCGUGAUUGGGCGUUGCGUGAAUUCAAGGGUAUGCAAAGUACACUUCUGGUAGCUACGGAUGUUGCUGCGCGUGGAUUGGAUGUUGACGAUAUCCGUAUUGUAGUAAACUUUGAUUUUCCCAAGGAGAUGGAUAGCUACAUUCACCGUGUUGGCCGUACCGGACGUGCCGGUAAGAAAGGUUUCGCAGUGUCUUUCUUUGUCCCCGACAAGAACGCUCGUCUGGCCAGGGAACUGGUUGAUAUCCUCAACCGCACGUCCCAGAAUGUCCCUCAGGAGCUCCAAGCCUUGACCAGCUUUUCUGGUGGCCGUGGAGGGGGAGGGCGUGGUCGUGGUGGUCGACGCUACUAG
Messenger RNA from Phaeodactylum tricornutum CCAP 1055/1, 1643 nucleotides. RefSeq lists its product with no specific name. NCBI's taxonomy places the organism in Eukaryota, Bacillariophyta, Bacillariophyceae, Surirellales, Neidiaceae. Gene Ontology annotation, molecular function: RNA binding; RNA helicase activity; ATP binding. The transcript is spliced from 6 exons. Gene Ontology annotation, cellular component: cytoplasm; ribonucleoprotein complex; nucleus. Bases 54 to 1643 code for a protein of 529 amino acids. The record is from RefSeq and is a predicted model, not a curated record.